Molecule: messenger RNA, 2158 nt
Organism: Homalodisca vitripennis (glassy-winged sharpshooter)
Lineage: Eukaryota; Metazoa; Arthropoda; Insecta; Hemiptera; Cicadellidae
Product: facilitated trehalose transporter Tret1-like
Exons: 5
Coding region: 662-1843 (393 amino acids)
Biological process (GO): transmembrane transport
Cellular component (GO): membrane
Molecular function (GO): transmembrane transporter activity
Source: RefSeq, a predicted model, not a curated record
UUAAAACACGAAAAUUUAUAAAAAAUUCAUUUUUUGGAUACCGAACCCCCUUAACUGCGAAAGAGAAUUGUUUCUAAUUAUUAAAUACAGAUAUCUUAUAAUGCCUUUGGAUAAAUAAUAACAAUUCAGUUAUUUGUAAUAAAGCCAUAAUGUUAUUGUCUUAAGAGGUUUAAUAACCAUGCAUUAUUAGAACAAGAACAAGUUCAAACAUUUAUAACACAGAAUUGAGAAUUACAGCUGUUUAUAAAAGUAAUAAAAAACAUACACGCACAUCGGGUAAUAUACUAUAUUGUUUUUUCACUCCGUCAAAUGAUAAAACCAAAAUGCUGUGUGACGUAUUUUGCGUUUUGUGAUCCCAUGUAAAAAAUACAUUUCACAGUUGUACUGUACUGUACGCUUUUCAAUAAAAAAUUUAACUUAGUAAUGUUUUUGUCAUUUUGAGUACGAAAAGGAAUGAAAGUAUUAAUUAUGGAUAGACAAAGCAUUUAUAUAAAUUGAUCGACAAGAUAUUGUUUCUCUCUGCCAAUUAUGCGGAACAGAUUACACAAUAAAGUAUUAUUAGUGCUGGUAUGUAUAACGUGUAUCGCUGUACGAAUCUUACUACAGUCAUAGUUCACAAGUUAUCUCUUCUCUACUCCCUAAAGCUUAUUUACUUAACCUAAUGAGUUCCGAGAACCAGUUAUCGGUGUUGGAGCCCUCCCCAGCACCGAGCAGCAAACACCACGACAUGGAUCCCCAGCCCGACCGUACUCACUUGUACCUCAGCGUAGCUAUCUUGAAUGUUUUAUACGUGAUGUGCGGGACCACGUUCGUGUGGUCUUCUCCGGUGUUGGUGAAGUUGACGCUGACUGACACCGAGGGCAGCACCGUCGCCUCCAUGCUGUCUCUGGGCAGCGUGCUGGGGCCCUUCGUGUCCGGGGCCGUCCUCGACUCCCUGGGCCGCAAGUACACCGUGGGCCUCGCCAUGGCGCUAGAGACGACGUCCUACCUCACUCUAGCCGAGGGCAGCGGAGUCAUCAUAUUGUCUGUGGGCAGGUUUUUGGGAGGUGUGGCCAGCGGUAUUGCCUUCUCUGCAGUGCCCAUGUACAUCGCGGAGAUCUCUGAGGACUCUGUACGAGGGCUGCUGAACACGCUGAGUCAGCUGUCGAUCUGCUCCGGGUCACUGCUGAUGUACGUGGUUGGUCCGUACACCAGCUAUGCUGUUCUGCACUACAUAAUGCUCGGACUGUGCGCUAUGUUCUUCCUGCUGUUCCCUCUGCUGCCUCGCUCCCCGUACGAACUUGUCAUGAGCAAUCAGAUCGCCCAAGCAGAGAAAACACUCUUGUGGCUUAGAAAGAAUGUGCCACGAUCUUUUGUCGUGAAGGAGCUACAACUUAUACAGAACACCGUACGUGAGUACGAGGCAGAGUCGAGCUCAGUGAAGGAACUUUUCACCUGCAGAGGUAACAGACGGGCACUGAUCAUCUGCUGCACUCUUCUCAUGCUGCAGCAAAUCUCCGGAGUCACCAUACUGUUAUUCUACUCAGAGAAGAUCUUCAGGAUGUCAGGAUCUAGCCUCUCGAGCAGUGCUUCUUCCAUCAUCGUGGGCGCCGUCAUGGCAGGAUCCGCCGUCAUUUGUCCUGUAGCAGUCAAAAAGUUCGGUUACAAAAAACCUCUCCUCACGUCUGCUGCCGGCAUGGCUGUAGGAAUGGGUGGCCUUGCGAUGUUUUUCAUACUGAAGGUUAACCAUUUCGAAGUGGAUUCUAUAGGUUGGCUUCCACUGUUCAGCAUCGUUGUUUACAUCCUUUUCUUCAACGCAGGCAAGUCACAUAACACGAUUUAUACAGUCCCACUAGCAGUUUAAAUUCUGCCUCGGUCUAACGUAUUUACGGUUCCACAGUGGAAUUAUGCUGUUUCACAGACCAAGACAAUUAUCACAUUUGUUGAUUUUGGAAUUCAACUUAGAUUAAUAUAUUGUGCUGAAGUGAUUUUGACGUUCUCACUGAUCAAUAAAUAUGUAUAAGGGCAUAUGCUUCUGGUAAAAGGGGAAGAGGGUGAUAUUCAUUUGAAUUUAUUUAAAUACUGUAAAAAUGCAAUACACGAUGUCAAAGGAGCUGACGAGAUUCGAUUAUCUUAUGUACAUUUACAGCUUUGUACAAUAAGAUAUUUUUAUAACAGC